CCCGGCAGACUGCGAGCCGGCGAGCGGCGGGACAGCCGAGCAGCAACGACCCGCUGCUGCGCUGCAACGGGACGGACAGGACAGAGGGCUCCGGCGGCCGAGAAGGUGCGACACUGUGCUGAGUCCCCUCACUGUGUGCAGCAGCACCAUGGCAGCUAUGGGACCUGAGAACAGAGCAGGAGCAGGGCCAGCAGGGACGGCAGCCUGCCCGAUGGGAGUACAGGCCCGCGUCUCUACGACGACGCACAACGGGCCUGACGUGCAGCGGACUCUGGUGUACAUGCAGAGCUGCGUCCAGGCCGAGAAAGCAUUCAUGGAGAGCGGGAAUCACAAAAACAAGACAUCGGUUCACCUGCAGAGGGAGGCUGAGCGAGGCUGGAGUAACCUGGCUGCUCCUCUGCAAACCGUGGCGCCCACAAUGCACCACGGCAACACGUCGGCUACCGGAGAGCCGCCGUACAGUUUCCGCAGCCCGGAGUCAGUGGAGAUGGACGAGAUCAUGGCAGCCAUGGUCCUGACCAGUCUGUCCUGUAGCCCUGUGGUCCAGAGUCCCCCACAAACAGAUACUGGACCAGCUGGCUCGUCAUCGUCAGCUGACAUGGAGUGCGGCGGCGGCGAGCUCUCUGACAGCGGCAGCAGUGGCUACUGGAGUUGGGACCACGGCAACGUAAGCCCGGCCCCGUCGCCGUCCGUCACAGAGAUGGACAGCAGUCCCGAUGAAGGUCUACACAUGGAACUGGAGCAGGGAGAGGAGCUUAAUGCCAAAAAGCCAAAGAGCUCCUUCAGAGGUGUUUAUAAGUGUUUGUGGCCCAAUUGCGGCAAGGUGCUCACGUCUUCAGUCGGAAUAAAAAGACACAUCCGGGUGCUGCAUCUGGGCAGUGGGUCAGACCAGUCCCAGAGAGAAGAAGACUUCUACUACACCAAGAUCUCCUGUGAGACGAUGGACGCCAGCUGCGCACCGGCUCCCUCCCAGCAGGCUCUGGGCCAGGCCUCGUCCUCUCAUCUCAGCUGGGCUUCCUGUGGUUCUCCUCCGGGUUCGGGGCUUCAGAUCCCGCCGGCGCACAGGCCCAGGUCCAACUCAACUUCCGGCCCGGGCCCGAACAGGCCCAGUCCGCUCAGCCAGUCAGCCCCCAGCAGCUUCUGGCAGAUCCACUCAGAGCAUCUCUAUCAGGCCUGUAGUCCCGUCCAGGUAUCGGUGGCCUCCAGAAGCCCCGGCUGCCAGGGUUCCACAUCUGUCUCUGGUCACAGUAACGCUCCGAUGGUGAAACCUCGCUGUCGGUCUGUCAGCGUCGGGGAGCAGUGGCUCCAACAGAACAGGCUUCAGACUAUGAGUGCGUCGCCGUCCCGCACUCACUGCUCCUUCAGGAAGGGUCGCGGGGAGGCCAAAAAGUGCCGCAAGGUGUACGGAGUGGAGCGCAAGGAUCAGUGGUGCACCGCCUGCCGCUGGAAAAAAGCCUGCCAGCGUUUCCCCGACUAAAAAAAACAACAGCAGCGUGACGGAGAGAGAGUCAGAGACAACGAGGUAGAUGGAUGGAUGAGCGAUAAAAAAAAGAGACUUUUAUCAAAAAAAAAAAAGAGGAUAUAGACGUAUAAAUCAGGGCCUGAGAGCCACUGAGCUGUUCUUUUACAUGUGUUUUUUUACUUUCAACCUGUUUUGUUUCUUUCCUAAAGGAAUGCAAAUGGAGUUUUCUGUAUCUUUGUAACUCAACCCUGAGAACUGAAGUCUGCAAUGGUGCUAAACUGUUGACUGACUUUUGACCAUGUGAUGUGCUAAAGCCUACAAUACUCUCCUACUUUAUCCAAAGGUCAUAUUACUGCCCCUGUAGCUCCACUGUAUUAGACUGCUACUUGGCUGUUUCUUUAUUCCAACCCUCUCUUCCAGUGGUUACACAGUGGUUAUGAUGUACAUUAUAUUGUGUGCUUUGAGUUACGUACGAGUAUUUUAUACCUUUUUUUUUUUUUUUUUUUUUUUUAAAUCGUCUUGUUCAGCCUGUGUAUUGGGCAGAUAAAUUUUUCUCUUUUUUUUUUUCUGAAUUUUCAUGUUUUUUGGCACUUUGUUGGAAUAUACAUUCACAAGAAUAAGCUACAUUUGGUUUGACUCAACCAGGUUCCCUCCAAGAAAUGGAUUUCCUUCCUGCCCAUGUAUUGGUAUAUGACCAGUGUUAAUGGUUUUAUCCGUGAAGCUUUGGAAUCAUGGCGAUGGGAUUAGCGUUAGGGGAAUGAGUUUGUAAUAGCAAUAAAAAAAGAGGAAAUAUAUUGUCAAACACAAAUUAAAAAGCACUGAGAAUUUGA
Messenger RNA from Thunnus maccoyii (southern bluefin tuna), 2292 nucleotides. It is a transcript of the gene znf395b, whose product is annotated as zinc finger protein 395b. NCBI's taxonomy places the organism in Eukaryota, Metazoa, Chordata, Actinopteri, Scombriformes, Scombridae. Bases 149 to 1477 code for a protein of 442 amino acids. Gene Ontology annotation, biological process: regulation of transcription by RNA polymerase II. Gene Ontology annotation, cellular component: nucleus. The transcript is spliced from 10 exons. Gene Ontology annotation, molecular function: RNA polymerase II cis-regulatory region sequence-specific DNA binding; DNA-binding transcription factor activity. The record is from RefSeq and is a predicted model, not a curated record.